Molecule: messenger RNA, 595 nt
Organism: Apis laboriosa (Himalayan honeybee)
Lineage: Eukaryota; Metazoa; Arthropoda; Insecta; Hymenoptera; Apidae
Gene: strat
Product: guanine nucleotide exchange factor MSS4 homolog
Exons: 2
Coding region: 210-569 (119 amino acids)
Biological process (GO): small GTPase-mediated signal transduction; post-Golgi vesicle-mediated transport
Cellular component (GO): cytosol; membrane
Molecular function (GO): guanyl-nucleotide exchange factor activity; zinc ion binding
Source: RefSeq, a predicted model, not a curated record
AUAAAAUAAAUAAAAUUUGACAUAUUGCUUUGAAGCUGUCUUCGAAAAGAAAUUUUAUCGUUCGACAUUCGACUAUCGAAUUAUUAUCGAGUAUUUCUUGUUGCGAUAACAGAUUAUAGUACAUGUGGUAUUUUUGUUUCAAGUGUCAACAUUAUUAAUGUCAAUAGUGUUUUAUAUUUAUAAAUGUCAAACAUUUGAAAUAGAAAGACAUGUCCGCAAACAAGGAUAUCAGUAUAUUAAAGGAUCAAGAUGAGAAAAACAAGUUAAAAGUUUAUUGUACAUUUUGUCCAUCAAAAAUGCUUAAUGCUGGUGUAGCUCGGCUAGUUAAUAUUGAGUUUAAUCUACCCUAUAUACAUCGUAAGGGAGAGGGUGAAGCUGAUCAACAAGAACUGAUAACCGAUUAUUGGUUGGUGGAAGAUAUGUACACAUUUGAAAAUAUUGGUGUUUCUCAUACAGUAGACAAUGUAAAAUAUUUAGCAUGUGCUGAUUGUGAAAGAGGUCCAGUGGGUUGGCAUGAUGUAUCUACAAAGAAAUCGUACAUUGCGCUAAGUAGAGUUAAGCACGAAUAAUUAAAUAAAGUUAUUUUUUAAUUUUA